Molecule: messenger RNA, 2424 nt
Organism: Strongyloides ratti
Lineage: Eukaryota; Metazoa; Nematoda; Chromadorea; Rhabditida; Strongyloididae
Product: Serine/threonine-protein kinase tousled-like 2
Exons: 6
Coding region: 1-2424 (807 amino acids)
Biological process (GO): chromosome segregation; peptidyl-serine phosphorylation; intracellular signal transduction
Cellular component (GO): nucleus
Molecular function (GO): ATP binding; protein serine/threonine kinase activity
Source: RefSeq, a predicted model, not a curated record
AUGGAGAGAGUUGUAGAAGUGCACAAGUUACUAAGAUAUAAAGGCUUUGGAAUGAUGGCUGAUACUGCGGAUCAUGCACCGCCUCAGUUUGAGUAUGAGGAACGAUUUUCUGAUCAGUUAGAGAUGAAAAAAUUUAAUACUGGUCCACGUGCUGAUAAAUCUCUCCCUAAACCAGUGGCAGUAGUUGGUGUUGGUAAUCAUCAUCAGUAUCACGCACCUCCAAGUAUACGGCAGCCUACAGCAGAUGACUAUGGAAUGUACUCUAGUAGACAAUACCAUCAUUCUGAAAAUCAUCCAUUUGUAACUCCUUCAUAUGAUGGAUCUAAUUUAAGUGCACAAGAAUCUUAUUCUGAUAGAGAAUUGGAACCCGUCGAUCGACUGGCACCAAAAAUACAAACUAUAACAACGCCUGGUGAUAAAAAACAGAGAAAAAGAAAAAGGAAUAUUGAUGGAUCAAUGUCUAUAACAUCAACAACAAAAGGUACUGGUAUUGAAAAUAAAAAAAUAACAGAAUUUAUAAAACAAAGUCCAAAACGAUAUGGUGGUAGUUAUUCAAAUGGUGAUAAUAGUUCAAGUAAUGAUUUAAUAAAUGGUAUAUGUGUGUCACCAAAUUCGGGUGGUUUAAAUAAUAUAGUACCAACAUUUACAACAAUAAACAAUUCAUCAAAUCCUUCAUCGACAAUCAAUGUACAAAGGCUGACACCGAAUCAUUUAGCUAGUAAUUAUUCAUCUGGUGAUUCAAAUUUAUCACCACCAACUACUAAAAUUCGGGUGGAUUCAGAUACACAAACAGAUCAUUUUGAUACAGAAGCAAUACGUGUAGAUAAUGAUAAAAAAAAUCGUUAUAUAGAAGAUUUACUAAAAAAAACAGAAGAAUUAAAAAAUAAGUUAAAUAAAGAAAAAAGUAAAAAUGAUUCUUCUAGAGCAACAUUAAAAACUCUUUUAAUUGAAAAUACAAUAAAAGAAAGAAAAUUAAAAAAAACUAAAGUUAUGGAAGAAUGUUUGAGGAUAGGACAAUUCAAACCAAUGAGGCAUGGUGAACAAUUUAAAGAUGUAUGGCAAGAUGGAUGGGCAUUUGAAGAUAUUCAAAAAAAAAUGGAAAGAAUUAAUAAUGAAAAAAAUGAAAUUAAUGUUGCAUCAAAUAAUUUAAAAAAACGAAAACCAACAAAUGCUAGAGAAUCUAAAAGGCCUCAAAUUAAUGUUGGAGAAAGUUUCUCAGUAACAAAUCCUUCAUCAUCUUCCUCCUCAUUAUCAACAUCCUAUUCAAUGGAUGAUGGUUUUGUUAAACCAGAAUUACCUAAAUAUUUAACUGUUGAAGAGUAUUAUGAACAAGAUGAAAUAUUACGUCUAAGGCGUGAACAUUUAAAAAAGGAGGAAGCAGAUGUUCAAAUGGAAAAAGAUCGUUUAGAAAGAGAAAGAAAUUUACAUAUAAGAGAAUUAAAACGGGUACAAUAUGAGGAGAAUAGUCGUUUUAAGACAUAUGAAGAAUUAAAUAAUAGAUACUUAUGUUUAUCAUUGUUAGGAAAGGGUGGUUUUUCAGAAGUGUGGAGAGCAUUUGAUUUAGAAGAGAAUCGUUAUGUAGCUUGUAAAAUUCAUCAUGUUAAUAAAGAUUGGAAAGAAGAUAAAAAAGCAAAUUAUGUUAAACAUGCAGUACGUGAAAAAGAUAUUCAUAAAUCAUUAGAUCAUCCACGUAUUGUUAGGUUAUUUGACUUAUUUACUAUAGAUAAUCAUUGUUUCUGUACAGUAUUGGAGUAUUGUGAUGGUAAUGAUUUAGAUUUUUAUCUAAAACAACAUAAGCAAAUACCAGAAAAAGAGGCACGAAGUAUAAUGAUGCAAAUAGUAUCAGCAUUAAAAUAUUUAUCAGAAAGGAAGCCACCAGUAAUACAUUAUGAUUUAAAACCGGCUAAUAUCCUAUUAAAAUCGGGUACAACAAGUGGUGAAAUAAAGAUAACAGAUUUUGGUUUAUCAAAAAUAAUGGAAAAUGCUGAUGAUUCUGAUAAUAUAGAACUAACAUCACAAGGUGCUGGUACAUAUUGGUAUUUGCCACCUGAAACAUUUGUAAUGAGUCAUACACCAGUAAAAAUUAGUUCAAAAGUUGAUGUGUGGAGUGUUGGUGUUAUAUUUUAUCAAUGUCUUUAUGGUAGGAGACCCUUUGGACAUGAAUUAACACAACAAAGAAUAUUGGAAGAGAAUACAAUAUUAAAAGCAACAGAGGUUGUCUUUCCACCCAAACCACAAAUUACUUCAGCAGCACAGGAUUUCAUUAAAAGAUGUCUUCAAUACAGGAAAGAAGAGAGAGCUGAUGUACAAGAAUUAUCAAAACAUGAGUUAUUUAGACCAAGAGGACAAAAAAGUCAGCCUCCAUCAUCACCAUUAGCAAGAACAAGUCAUAGCAAAUCAGAUUACACUGAUCAAGAAAUGUGA